Jatropha curcas is the source of this 1721-nucleotide messenger RNA. Its product is annotated as 3-ketoacyl-CoA thiolase 2, peroxisomal. The record is from RefSeq and is a predicted model, not a curated record. Gene Ontology annotation, molecular function: acetyl-CoA C-acyltransferase activity. Gene Ontology annotation, biological process: phenylacetate catabolic process; fatty acid beta-oxidation. Lineage: Eukaryota; Viridiplantae; Streptophyta; Magnoliopsida; Malpighiales; Euphorbiaceae. Gene Ontology annotation, cellular component: peroxisome.
AUAGUUUCAUUUUCACUUUUCUGUUUCGUUAAUCAAUCUAACCGCCAACAAGGGAAGCUCUCCAAUAAUAUAAAAGGAUCUCUCUCCUCUUUUCAAUCGCGAAGAUCAGACCGAAACUUUCUUUGCUUUUGCGCUCCGUAAGUGAAAAACUAUAGUAAUGGAGAAAGCGAUCAACAGGCAGCGAGUUCUUCUCGAUCAUCUACGUCCUUCAUCGUCUUCUUCGCACAAUUAUGAGUCCUCUCUUUCUGCAUCGGCUUGCUUGGCCGGAGACAGUGCCGCCUAUCAAAGGACUGCUGUGUUUGGGGAUGAUGUUGUGAUUGUGGCAGCUUAUAGAACUCCGUUAUGCAAGUCAAAGCGCGGUGGUUUCAAGGAUACCCAUGCUGAUGAUUUACUUGCUCCUGUUUUGAAGGCAUUGAUAGAGAAAACGAACUUGAACGCAAGUGAAGUAGGGGAUAUUGUUGUGGGCACAGUGUUGGCCCCAGGAUCUCAAAGAGCAAGUGAAUGUAGGAUGGCUGCAUUCUAUGCUGGUUUUCCUGAAACUGUGCCUGUUAGGACUGUUAACAGGCAAUGUUCGUCUGGGCUUCAGGCAGUUGCUGAUGUGGCAGCAGCUAUCAAAGCUGGGUUUUAUGACAUCGGCAUUGGAGCUGGUUUGGAAUCCAUGACAAUUAAUCAAAUGGCUUGGGAUGGAGAUGUGAAUCCAAAAGUAAAAAUCUUCGAGAAGGCUCAAAAUUGUCUUCUGCCCAUGGGUGUUACUUCAGAAAAUGUUGCCCAUCGUUUUGGAGUGACUAGACAGGAGCAGGAUCAGGCUGCUGUUGAGUCUCAUAGGAAGGCUGCUGCGGCUACCGCUACUGGCAAAUUCAAGGACGAAAUCAUCCCUGUGGCUACCAAGAUUGUGGACCCAAAAACUGGUGAUGAGAAACCUGUCACAAUCUCAGUUGAUGAUGGGAUUCGCCCUAACACAUCAUUGUCAGAUCUAGCAAAAUUGAAGCCUGUAUUUAAGAAAGAUGGAACAACCACUGCUGGGAAUUCUAGCCAAAUAACUGACGGUGCUGGGGCUGUGUUGCUCAUGAAAAGAAGCGUGGCAAUGCGUAAAGGGCUACCAAUCCUUGGUGUGUUCAGGACUUUUGCUGCAGUGGGUGUGGAUCCUGCUAUCAUGGGAGUUGGCCCAGCCGUUGCAAUUCCAGCUGCAGUGAAAUCUGCUGGUCUAGAACUUGGUGACAUUGAUCUUUUUGAGAUAAAUGAGGCAUUUGCUUCUCAGUUUGUUUAUUGCCGUAAGAAGUUGGAGCUUGAUUCAGAGAAGAUCAAUGUCAAUGGGGGCGCAAUGGCCAUUGGACAUCCUUUGGGUGCAACAGGUGCCCGAUGUGUAGCUACUCUAUUGCAUGAGAUGAAACGCCGGGGUAGAGAUUGUCGCUUCGGAGUGGUGUCAAUGUGCAUAGGCACAGGAAUGGGAGCAGCUGCUGUUUUUGAGAGGGGGGAUGGCUGUGAUGAGCUGUGUAAUGCCCGGAAAGCAGAAACUGAUAAGCUGUUAUCAAAGGAUGCUCUAUAGACAGAUGCCUUUUUUUCCCCCUUCGUAUUGUAGGACUUAUCAAUAAAUAUUACGGUGGGGUUACCAAUGGAACAGUGUAAUAACGUGGUUCUAUUUAUUUUUCCAAAGUAUUGAGUAAACCUGAAAUGCAGAAAUCAGAUUGGUUGUAUUUCAACAUACCAAUUUGUUUCUUUUA